AUGUUUCUCAAUAGAAUGAUGAAGACCAGGACUGGUCUUUAUCGCUUAUAUUCAACCCUUAAAGUUCCACAUGUAGAAAUCAAUGGCAUAAAAUACAAGACCGACCCACAGACUACCAAUGUUACAGAUUCAAUAAUAAAGCUUACCGACAGAUCAUUACAUUUGAAAGAAUCACAUCCAGUAGGCAUUCUUCGCGAUCUAAUUGAAAAGAAAUUAAACUCAGUCGACAACACAUUUAAGAUCUUUAAUAAUUUCAAGCCCGUGGUAACCACAAUGGAAAACUUCGAUUCUUUAGGGUUUCCUAAGGAUCAUCCUGGAAGAUCAAAAUCUGACACAUAUUAUAUAAAUGAGACGCACCUACUGAGAACACAUACUUCAGCCCACGAAUUAGAGUGCUUUCAAAAAAUAAGAAACGAUUCAGAUAAUAUUAAAAGUGGAUUUUUAAUAUCUGCAGAUGUGUACAGAAGAGAUGAAAUUGACAAAACUCACUAUCCGGUAUUCCACCAAAUGGAAGGAGCCACAAUUUGGAAACGAACGAAGGCUGAUGUGGGCGUAAAGGAGCCAAUGUAUAUCGAGAAAAUCCGUGAAGAUAUCAGACAGGUAGAGAACCUUUUAAAUAAAGAAAAUGUAAAGAUUACGGUUGACGAUGAUACUAUACCUUUGAAAGAAAAUAAUCCUAAACAAGAGUAUAUGUCCGAUCUGGAGGUUGAUUUGUGCUCUCAACAUUUGAAGAGGUCCAUUGAACUGAUAGUUUCUGAAGUUUUUAACAAAAAAAUAUCUAGCAUGAUCAAGAACAAAGCGAAUAAUACACCCAAAGAGCUAAAAGUCCGUUGGAUUAACGCUUACUUCCCCUGGACCGCGCCCUCAUGGGAAAUAGAGGUUUGGUGGCAGGGCGAAUGGCUCGAACUCUGCGGAUGCGGAUUGAUUCGUCAAGAUGUGCUACUAAGAGCCGGAUAUAAACCUUCUGAAACAAUUGGGUGGGCUUUUGGCUUGGGUUUGGACCGCAUUGCUAUGCUUCUUUUUGAAAUUCCAGAUAUUAGACUGCUUUGGAGUCGUGAUGAAAGAUUUUCAAGACAAUUCUCCAAGGGAUUAAUUACUUCCUUCAAACCUUAUUCAAAACACCCGGGAUCAUUUAGGGAUGUUGCGUUUUGGUUACCAGAAGAUAAACCAGAUAUUCAUCAAGUUCAUGAAAAUGAUUUGAUGGAAAUUAUCAGAAAUAUAGCUGGCGAUUUGGUAGAGAGUGUCAAGCUAGUCGAUAGCUUUACGCAUCCGAAAACUGGGAGAAAAUCUAUGUGCUACAGGAUCAACUAUCAAUCAAUGGACAGAAAUUUGACAAACGCCGAAGUUAACACUUUGCAAGACAUGGUGUGUUCUAAAUUGGUAAAAGAAUACAGCGUAGAACUCAGAUAG
Saccharomyces cerevisiae S288C is the source of this 1410-nucleotide messenger RNA. It is a transcript of the gene MSF1, whose product is annotated as phenylalanine--tRNA ligase. NCBI's taxonomy places the organism in Eukaryota, Fungi, Ascomycota, Saccharomycetes, Saccharomycetales, Saccharomycetaceae. The transcript has a single exon. Gene Ontology annotation, cellular component: mitochondrial matrix; cytoplasm. The record is from RefSeq and is marked reviewed. Gene Ontology annotation, molecular function: tRNA binding; nucleotide binding; phenylalanine-tRNA ligase activity. Bases 1 to 1410 code for a protein of 469 amino acids. Gene Ontology annotation, biological process: phenylalanyl-tRNA aminoacylation; tRNA aminoacylation.